AAUAAUAGGUUUGCAAUGCGUUUCGUGUCAGGUUCGAUCGUAUCAAGAGAAGGAAAGUCUACGGAGGUUGUCCACAGCGAGCCUACGUCAAACAGGUUUUUACCCCUCUUCGCGAAUCGUUUGGCUCUAUUGAUCACUACUGCAGUAAACAUGGAUAGACGUCUGGUCUGCUUCGUGGGCUCCCUGUUCGUUAUAUCGGUUACAACCGCAAACGCCGAAUUUACUACAAUCAAGCACGAGACAUGCGGCGGCAACUUCAACGCUGUACGUGUGGAUCCAUGUCCCACUCUACCGUGUGUCUUCAAGAAGGGGAUGUCAUUUAAGAUGGAAACAGACUUUACAGCAGACAAAAACUUGGACACUCUGAGGAUGAAGCUGAUCGGCAACAUCGGUGGCGCGUGGUUGCCUUUCCCGGGAUUCCGCAAGAACGCGUGCCGGAAGCACGGCCUGACGUGCCCUCUGGAAGCUGGGAAGCAAUACACGCUCCAAGCAAGCCUUAAACUACAACCCAGUUUUCCAACACUUGAAACGGAUAUUGAAUGGAGUAUGUCCAGCAGGGACAACCAUACGGUAUUUUGCUUCCGGGUGCCCAUCAAGCUCGUCGACUGAACAUGACACGGAGAGCACGUCCUACAAAAUCGCCGCAGGUAUCAUGCCAAGCAAGUCAGAAGUUGAAAUAAAAAUACGUUGUACAUUA
Molecule: messenger RNA, 697 nt
Organism: Ornithodoros turicata
Lineage: Eukaryota; Metazoa; Arthropoda; Arachnida; Ixodida; Argasidae
Product: NPC intracellular cholesterol transporter 2-like
Exons: 5
Coding region: 16-609 (197 amino acids)
Biological process (GO): intracellular cholesterol transport
Molecular function (GO): sterol binding
Source: RefSeq, a predicted model, not a curated record